CUUUGAAAUAGGUCAUCGUUUUAUAAUGAUGAAAUGUGUGUGUUGUGUUAUUUUAAUUUUCUCAGAUGAUGAUAUUUUAUUGUUUUGAAAAUGAAUAUCUUGCCACAUAAAUCCUGGCAUGUUCGUACCAAGAAAAAUAUUGCCCGUGUUCGUCGUGAUGAGGAAAAAGCACGACUUGAAGAAGAAGAACUUCAACGACGAAUUAGUUUGGCUGAACAUGAAGCUCGAAUUGAUCAUCUAAAACAUAAACAUGGUAUUGAAACUAAUGAUAAUAAACGAAAAAAUGAUACAAAUACAUCAGAAAAGUUUGAUCUAUUCAAAGAUUUCAAAGAUAAAAUUUCUGAAGAUUCAGGAAAAAAAGAAGAGAAAAAAGCUGAACAAGAAAAAUGGGAAGUUCGAACCGGAAUAUUUAGCUAUCUGGAUGGCCGAUAUAAACAUGAAAAAAAUGCCAACGAUGAAUGGUAUCUAAAAUCACAUGAAGAACGUAUGAAUAUCAAUGCCAAAAAUGAUGAUACGAUUAAAAAUGCCAAAGAUGAACGUAAUAAACGAAUGAAUGAUCCAUUGGAAAAUAUGAAAAGCUAUUUGUCAGUGAUGAAAAAGAAUGAAACAUUCAACAUGAAUGAAGUUACCCAUCCACCAAAAAUCAUUAAAGACGAGGACAUAGAUCUAGUGAGCUCAAAUCAUAAAAGAAAGAAUAAAAAACGUAAAAAGCGUAAACAUCGUCAUUCAUCAUCAUCAUCAUCAUCUGAUUCGGAUUCAGAUAAUCAAUGUAAAAAAAUUUUAUUACAAAAACUUCGAGCUGAACGUUUGGAUCGUGAACGAAGAGAACGUGAUCGUGCAAUACAAUUGAUUCAAGGACCGUCGUCGUCUUCAUCACGUUCCAUAGCGAACAGUGAUUUAAAGCAGAAAUAUAAUUCACAAUUCAAUCCUCAUUUAGCGAAGCAAAAUUUUACUUGAAGAAAUUAUCAUCCAAUAUUAAUAAUUUAAUAAGAAAGUUGAAACAAUUCAAAA
Messenger RNA from Dermatophagoides farinae (American house dust mite), 1011 nucleotides. RefSeq names its product leukocyte receptor cluster member 1 homolog. The record is from RefSeq and is a predicted model, not a curated record. NCBI's taxonomy places the organism in Eukaryota, Metazoa, Arthropoda, Arachnida, Sarcoptiformes, Pyroglyphidae.